Molecule: messenger RNA, 375 nt
Organism: Diatraea saccharalis (sugarcane borer)
Lineage: Eukaryota; Metazoa; Arthropoda; Insecta; Lepidoptera; Crambidae
Source: the annotation of a GenBank genome assembly
AUGACGGCGGCGGAGGAUUACGUAAUAUUCGGCAAGCGGCGCACGCCACCACUCGGCCCUGCUAAGCGUGCAUUAAUAUUGUCAAUAGUUGGAGUUAGUGGAAGUGAAGUACGUGUUCCGCCUGCCGCUAUCUACGGCACAGCUCGCGCGGUGAAUUCGAAUGGCCUCUCACACCGUCGUCGCACCCGGUCGCCACCUCACGCCCUCCACCCCGUAGAAGUUUUCUUGGGCGCAUGCAAUUUCGAAGUUGCACAAGAAGCCGGCCAGCCGACUGGAGCGAGAAGAGGACGCUGCGAGCACGCCAACUUGGCGCCUCGCCCCGCACCCCGCGCCGCCGAUUUCGCCCUCGCCAACCUCACGAGCUCUACACAAUAG